Molecule: messenger RNA, 846 nt
Organism: Penicillium cataractarum
Lineage: Eukaryota; Fungi; Ascomycota; Eurotiomycetes; Eurotiales; Aspergillaceae
Product: opsin family protein
Exons: 2
Coding region: 1-846 (281 amino acids)
Cellular component (GO): endoplasmic reticulum; plasma membrane
Source: RefSeq, a predicted model, not a curated record
AUGGAUGUUCUAGCUCGAGGAAACGAUGCCCUGAAAGUCAACCCCGUUAUGGGGGUCGACGAGGCCCUGGCGGUGCAUGGUUCUGACUGGCUCUGGGCAGUGACGGCUGUUUUCUCACUAGCUCUUAUUGGUUGUCUUGUCAUGUCUUUCGCCGCAAAGGAAAGCGAGCGGGUCUUCCACUACCUGUUCACAUUCGUCCUCAUGGUUGGCGCCGUCACCUACUUUGCUCAAGCUUCGAAUCUGGGCUGGAGUGCUGUUCCACAAGUCGACAAUCUCGGUAAUGGCAUUAUCCGCCAAGUCUUUUGGGUCAAAUAUGUGCACUGGCUAGUCGCAUUCCCGUCGCUUGCUCUGGGAUUGGGCCUGAUCUCGGGGGUCUCUUGGACCACGAUUAUCUGCAACAUCGCCUUAUCCCUGUACUGGGUUGUUAGCUAUCUCGCGGGCGCCUAUGUCACCACAUCUUACAAAUGGGGAUUCUUCGCUUUCGGCACCUUUGCCUGGCUCAUCCUCGCCAUGAGCACCAUCAAUGAGAGCCGCGAAGCUGCGCAGCUCCUUGGUGUGGACAGGGAUUACAUUAUACUAUCCGGGUGGACGAACCUCCUGUGGAUAAUUUACCCCAUUGCCUGGGGCUUGACUGAUGGCGGAAACAAGAUCGGGGUGACUGGAACCGCGAUCUUCUUUGGAGUGCUAGACGUCCUUAUGGUUCCGGUGCUCAGCUUCGCCGUCUUGUUCUUCGCUAGCAAGUGGGACUACCGCAAGUUAAGCAUUGCGUUCAGCGACAGUCGUCCGAGCCGAGAAACCGAGGUCGCUUCUGCACUCAAAGGAGAUUCUUCUCGGGUAGCUGAAUAG